Molecule: messenger RNA, 1173 nt
Organism: Geodia barretti
Lineage: Eukaryota; Metazoa; Porifera; Demospongiae; Tetractinellida; Geodiidae
Source: the annotation of a GenBank genome assembly
CACCUGGACCACACACACCGUUACAUCAUCUUGUGUCAGUGGAACAAAAUCUGCUGAAAUGUGGACUACACUACUUUUUGCAGGUGCAGCUCUUCUUGCAGCAGUAACAUCUCCAGCUGCAAGUAACCCAACCUUUCAAGAGACCGGAGAUUGCGAGGCAACGCACGAGCAUCUGUACAAGUACGCUGCCAAGGAGGACUACUUCGGAGAUGAAUAUGCUCAAACCUUUGAGAUAACUAUCUACUUCAAAGUUUACUGCUUAUCUGUUGGAACGUAUGGAGACAAGCGAGCGAAAGUGUAUGAGUUAAAUACCACCAAGGCAGAAGUUGGCGGAACUAUACUGGACAGGGAGGAAACUGAGGAACAACAAGCACAGAACGAUUACAAUGUCCUUCUGCAAGGAUGGUUCCACUUUGUUCAGACGGAAGAUGGAUCAAUUCCAAUCAUCCGUCAUUCCAGAGAGGAAGAUGGAGAGGUUAUCAACACGAAAAAGGCAAUUGUUUCAGCGUUCCAGGCAAACUUCAUGGGAACAGAACAGAAGGAAGAAGCCGAUCCCCAGUCACUGCAUAGAUCUCACUACACGUAUGAGGCAAGUGCACAAGAUGUGGAAAAUGGUGUUCUUCGAAUGCAUCGCACAGUAAAUUCGGAGGAUAUUGAAGCCUACACCUCUCAUAUACCUGGUGCAGAGGUAGAAUUGAAGAAAAAAGAAGACAUUACCUACAAAAAGGGAGUCCUCCUUGGUGCAAGUGGAACAACAACUGUAAAACUCUUUGGAAAGGUAUAGUUAUUAUCAUAUAAUGUGCACGUGUGAUAAAACAAUGCCACUGCAUGAAGAGCCUUAGAUUAGUUAGAGCUUCCCCUAUAGAGCAGUGGUUCUACUACAGUAGGGUUACAUUGAAAAUAUAAACGUCCCAUGAACACUUUCAACAUAACGACCUAUGCAAAUGUCUGCUAGUCUUCCGUAAACGUUAACAUAGGCCGUUGAGUCUUCUGUAGAGGACCAGAUCAUCAACACAGCUGUGAAAAUCUUGUAGCUUAGUUGGUAACUUUCAAUGGAAAAUGUUUAUACAGAAGGCAAGCAAAGGAUACAGUAGCAGGUAAAAAUCAGAUCAUAAACACAGCUGUGACAAUUUUGUAGCUUAGUUGACUAAUAGUAACUUUCAAUCAAAAAUG